Molecule: messenger RNA, 643 nt
Organism: Tripterygium wilfordii
Lineage: Eukaryota; Viridiplantae; Streptophyta; Magnoliopsida; Celastrales; Celastraceae
Product: ribonuclease Y-like
Exons: 3
Coding region: 33-476 (147 amino acids)
Source: RefSeq, a predicted model, not a curated record
CUGUGUUAUUUACAUAUUUCUGAUUAGCUCGGAUGGAAGGUUUAUUUUGCAAAAUGUCAGCUAGGGAGGGAAGUGAAAUUGGAAUUGCAAAGCAGAGCACUCCGCUGGUUCAAUGCAAGAGACAUUGUGGUGGAGUAAGAAAGCAAAGGAGACACUCGAAUAGGAAAUUGAAGAGGAAACUAAAAGCUGCGAUCGAGCGUCUGAGGGCGGAGAUGGUGGAGAUUGGGGAGGAACAACGAUGCAUAAAAGAAGGGCAGAGUCAAGUGAGGAAGAAGUACGAGGAGAUUGAGGCAGAGCGAGACCAACUCAAGAGGGAAGCAGAUGUCAUUGCGAAGCAAAGUGCGAGCAUUCAAGUGCGUCUGAAUCUGAUGUUCGCUAUCUCGAAAGCAAGGACACAAAAUGAUUCUGUUGUGGUAGCCCAACUUACACAAUCACUACGUGAUUUAUUAGUGAAGCAGAAUGAGCCAAUGCAGUGACUACUGAGUGAUGUUACAGUUAAUAAUAUGCACUACUUUUCAGUUGAUUAUAUCAAAUUUUAAGUACUAAUGUCAUUUGGGUUGUUCUUGCACUCUUUCCAUCAAAUAUUAUUGUAAUCCCAAUUCAAACAAGCUUUUAAUGCUAUCCCUAUCAUUUGUAUCUGUUG